Dovyalis caffra is the source of this 1392-nucleotide messenger RNA. The record is from the annotation of a GenBank genome assembly. Lineage: Eukaryota; Viridiplantae; Streptophyta; Magnoliopsida; Malpighiales; Salicaceae.
AUGGAACCUAACGAACCACACCAACAGCAGCAACACCACUUCACCUCUUAUUUCUCCACCACCCCCACCCCCACCACCACCAUCACUACAACCACCCCAUCACCCACCAAUGGCCUCCUACCACCUCAUCACCCAACAGACUCCAACACUUCUGCCGGACCCCACAUGCUCUACCCUCACUCAAUGGUGCCCUCAACCACUGCUACAGUGACAGGGGGAGGAGCACCGAUGGAGGCAACAGGAGCAAAGAGAAAGAGAGGGAGACCAAGAAAAUAUGGGACGCCAGAACUGGCGUUGGCUGCCAAGAAAACGGCAUCCUCUGCUGCAGCUUCCAGAGAAAAGAAAGAACACCAAGCUGGUUCUUCUUCUACUACUUCCUCGUUUUCGGGCUCUGCGUCCAAAAAAUCUCAACAUGCUUCUCUUGCGUUGGUUUUUGAUGGUGUAAAUGUCAAAAUUUCAAAUUCUUGCAUGUUGUAUGAGGCUUGCAUGUGUUUCUAUAGCAUUUUUAAAAAUGUUAUAGUGAAUAGUAAAAUAGAUGAGAAUGUAGAAUUUAUUGACCUCGAAUAUGAUGCCAAUUGGCUCAUUGGAAUUGGGAAUACCUUCAGUUUUGCAGGCAAUGCUGGGCAUGGUUUUACACCACAUGUUAUUACUGUAGCUGCGGGUGAGGUAUGGAAACUCUCUAGCCUUGGAAUAUACUACUAUUAUCAGCAACAAAUACCUGAGGAGAUUUGUUUGGAACAUGGUUGUGUUCCUCUAGCUGUGGAUGCUUAUGACGAUGUCACCCAGAAAAUCAUGCAUUUCCUGCAACAAAGUACGCGUGAAAUGUGUAUUUUAUCAGCAUCUGGUUCAAUCUCAAAUGCAUCUCUCCGCCAACCAGCAACUUCAGGAGGCAACAUUGCAUAUGAGGGUCGGUUCGAGAUCAUUUCAAUGUGUGGAUCUUAUGUACGUACUGAAAUGGGGGGAAAAGCAGGUGGCCUCAGUGUAUGCCUAUCUGAUACAAAUGGCCAGAUUAUUGGAGGAGGAGUUGGUGGACCUCUAAAGGCUGCUGGCCCGGUACAGGUCAUUGUUGGUACUUUUCUGCUUGACAACAAGAAGGAUGGUAGUGGAAAAGGUGAUGCCUCUGGCAGCAAGUUGCCAUCACCAGUCGGAGCAUCAGGACCAAGUUUUGGUUUCCGCUCUCCAGUUGAAUCUUCAUUGAGGAAUCCAGGUAGGGGAAAUGAUGACCAUCCUACCAUCGGAGUAAAUCCUUUUACCAUGCAAUCUACAAGUAUACAUUUUGCAUCUACAAGGCCCAUGGAUUGGAGGAGCGGUCCAGAAGUUAGAUCAACUGCAGGUUAUGAUUUUACAGGUCAUGGGGGACCCCAGUCUCCAGAAAACGGGGACUAUGAGUGA